GAUAUUGAGCGUGUUCAGCCGAACUAAGUCCUGAGUAAACUUAGUAAGAUGUAUAGUAUAGUAGAUAGAUACAGUCGGCGACAAGUAUUUCUCCCGUGCACAGUAACAAACGUGCACAAAAUAUCUCUGUAAAUAGCUCCAUGUCAGCUAGUAAUCGAUAUUGAAUAAGUUAAGAAUCCUGUAAGAAUCUUGUUAUUGUUUAUUUUAAAAAUAAAUUUUUAUUUAAACAUUAGAUUAAAGUUGUUGACUUUCUGUUAUAAAAAUGGCACUAUUUGAAGAUUACCUAGAUAUAGAAGCGUUGGAAGAUGAAAUAUCACAAGUUUAUGUUUGUGGUAUAUGUGAGGAGAUUUGUAACAGUUACUUAGAUCAUAAUUGUUUAAAAAAAUAUAAAAAUCAUCAUAUCGAUGAGAAUCAUUAUUGCUAUCCUUUACUAGAGGAUGGUGUUACAAUAAUUCGACGUGCUUUAUUGGAAAAUGGACGUGAGGAACUUAUUACGGAGAAAAUUUAUUCAGUAAGUAAAGAAAACAACAAAACCUCUGGCAAUUUUCAAAUUCCUAAUUCUAAAAAUAAGAAGGUAAAAACAAAAGCGCAAUUUUCUGUAUCGCCAAAUAAACGAUUAAAUGAUACUGAAGUCGAGUUGUUAAUAAAUGAGGUGCAAAAAAGAGUCCCUCUGUGGAACCAUCAUGUUCCCCUCAAAGAAAGAAACCGAGAAGCUGUUUCAAAUUUGUGGAAAAAGGUUUCAAUGGCAUUGAAAGGUAAGCUAGAUGCUGAAGAAUGUAAAAAAAAAUUUUAAUACAUUCGGGAUACUCAUCGUAAAAUAAUACAAUAUGAAAACAAACCAAGUGGUUCAUCAAGGGUCGAUUCUAGUGAUGAAUGGAAAUAUUACAGAUGUUGUGAAUUCCUACGAGAUACUUGCUUAAUUCGCCCAACUAGAACAAACGUAGAUGAACAUGCUACCGCUGGUUUUAAUAACGACGGAAGCUUUAAUAAUGAUUCAUCAAAUGCUGUGGACAACAGUUUUGACGAAAGUACUGACCAGGAUAAUAAAUCUGCCAAUACAAAAGGAAAAAAACGUCAGGAAAUUACGGGUUCUGUAAAUGCAAUCAACCGUAUCGCUGAUAUUAUUAGUAAAGAUAAAACAUCAGUCGCUCUACCGGAACCGCCAAAAUUGGAUCAAGUUGGUGGAUUUUUGAUCGGUAUCGGCUAUCAGUUACGACAGCUACCAGAUGAUGUCCAAGUGCAAACCAUUAUUGAAAUUUUACAGUUGAUUCGAGAAAAAAAUAACCUAUACGUACAAAAUUAGUAAAACAAAUAAUUUACA
Molecule: messenger RNA, 1321 nt
Organism: Cotesia glomerata
Lineage: Eukaryota; Metazoa; Arthropoda; Insecta; Hymenoptera; Braconidae
Exons: 7
Coding region: 263-793 (176 amino acids)
Source: RefSeq, a predicted model, not a curated record